GGGAGAAUCAAUAUCACCGCCAUCGGAUUCUUCCCUGUUUCUCCUCCCUUAUUAUUAUUAUUCCGUGUAUGCAUAAGAAAUUUCUUCAAUUUUAGAUCUUUCGGUUCAACAAUGUCGAAGUCUCCAUGGGCAAACAUUGGCACAUGGGCUGCUGAAACGGAGCGGGCUGAAGCUGAGGAGCGCGAACAAGCCGUCGCUGCAGCUGCGGCGGCUCCUGCUGGCAACGUUACCGGCGGGGACUCUCAAAACUUCCCGAGCCUCAAGGAGGCUAACACCGCGAAACCGAAGAAGAAAGCUGUUGCCAAGAUGUCGUUGCAGGAGUUCACGACAUACGACGCCUAUGGCUCUGGCGGUACUGGUAGACGCUUGACGCACGAAGAGAUGCUCCAUCUUCCUACGGGUCCCAGAGAGCGCUCCGCGGAGGAAAUGCAAUCUGGUCGGCUUGGUGGAGGCUUCUCAAACUACGGGAACAGGUUCACGGGCCAGCAAUCGGGUAGGAGCCGAGAUCGUGAUGUCGAUGGUGAAGGUCCCUGGGCGAACAGUCGGAGGUCUUAUGGCGGUAUCGAUGAUGAUCGUAGAGGUCCACCAUCUAGGUCUUCGGAUUUCGAUCAACCCUCCCGAGCUGAUGAGGUUGAUAACUGGGCUUCAGCGAAGAAACCCUUACAGUCGUAUGAUUCCGAUUUGACUGCUGCUCCAGGCGCUCGUUCAAGGUAUGCUAUGCUCGGAGCAGGAGGUGGUUCCUCAAGGGCUGAUGGCGUUGAUAAUUGGGGAGCUUCAAAGAAACCUAUUGCUCCUCCACCCGCCAGAUCUUCCACCUUUGGUUCGGAGUUCAGAGACUCAAGGUCUGAAGCUGAUCGCUGGACACGGGGUGUUGUUAGUCAGAGAUUGGUUUUAGAUUCGCCUAAGAGUGAACUUGGAACUGACAAUGUGAUCGAGGUUCCUGUAAAGGUGAACAAACCCAACCCAUUUGGGGCAGCCAGGCCUAGGGAGGAAGUGCUGGCUGAGAAAGGUCUGGACUGGAAAAAAAUAGAUGGCGAGAUUGAGGCAAAGAAGGUUAGUAGUCGCCCAACAAGCUCACAGUCGAGUAGGCCUGGAAGCUCUCAGUCUGCCCGUUCUGAGGGACAGAUAUUGCAGGGUAUGGUAGAAGGGGGUAUAAAGCCGAAGGUCAAGGUAAAUCCAUUUGGGGAUGCGAAGCCUAGAGAGGUUUUGCUAGAAGAAAAGGGUCUUGAUUGGAGGAAGAUUGACUUGGAGUUGGAGCAUGGCCGCAUUAACAGGCCGGAGACAGAUGAGGAAAAGAAUUUGAAAAAAGAAAUAGAACUGCUUAAAAAAGAAGCGUGUCAAACCCCCGGUGAAGAUGACCAGGGAAGCAUAAUCCAUGAUGAACUGAUAAAUAAAAAAGAAAGGGAAUUGGAACUGCUGAUCCGGGAAUUGGAUGACAAAGUUCGUUUUGGUGAAAAAGACGGUGAGAGGCCAGGGUCAUCAUCAAACAGAGUUACUGAGAGACCCCCAUCCCGGCCAGGAUCUGUUGAUGAACACAGAAGUGGUGAGUUCAUGGAUGGUCGGCGGCCUAGAUCGCGUGGUACCGGAGGAGAUGCUUUGUAUGGCCGAGUUGAUGACAGAAGAAGAUCACUGCUGCAGCAGCAGCAAGGUGGUGGUAGGCCAGGUGAUGACAGAAGAGGUACAGCCCAAGGUGCUUUUCCUACAGAGGACACAAGAGGUUUUCAAGGUGCUGCUCGGUCAAGUGGUGGUAGGGAUAGAAGAUUUCAUGGUAACAGGAACAUGGAAAGGUCAAGAUCUGAUGACAGAUGGUAAACUUCAAACUGCUGUGGAUUCUUUGCUCUGACUGAUUAUUGGAAGAUAAUAAUUUUUGUCAUCUUUUGUUUAAUCGAAUCUUAAGUUUUGCUGUGAGAAUUGGAGCUAAAAUUACCUAGUAUUAGCGCCAAGUACAUUAAUUCCUGCACCUCGUCACUUUUGUAAAAUUGCAUUUCCCCUACUACCCUUUUCGUCUCGUCUCAGAUAACUUAGACAGGGAACACUGUUUUGUUUGCUUGGUUCGAAAGACUACUGUAAUGAACAUUCUGCCUAGAUGGCUGCUAUCUUUUUGCUUGUUUCCUGCACCAUCUCAGUGACACUCCAUUUCCCACCCUUUUAAAGUUAUUUGACC
Cuscuta europaea is the source of this 2164-nucleotide messenger RNA. Lineage: Eukaryota; Viridiplantae; Streptophyta; Magnoliopsida; Solanales; Convolvulaceae. The record is from the annotation of a GenBank genome assembly.